Molecule: messenger RNA, 1959 nt
Organism: Elaeis guineensis (African oil palm)
Lineage: Eukaryota; Viridiplantae; Streptophyta; Magnoliopsida; Arecales; Arecaceae
Product: alcohol acyltransferase 9
Molecular function (GO): acyltransferase activity, transferring groups other than amino-acyl groups
Source: RefSeq, a predicted model, not a curated record
AAAGCAGGCCACAUAAGAGCCCAUCCUCCCUAACUUAGCACCACCACCACUCUGCUCCUCCAACCGUUACUUCCCACCUUGUCACCCAAUGUAAAAACUACUACCUGCAAGAGAAUCUAGUAGUACGUCUCCAAAUCCUAUCUCCUCUCUCUCUCUCUCUCUCUCACACGCACACAAAAAACACCCACUUCUCACGCCCAUGAUUUCGAGUCUCUUUCAACGCUCUCUGUCUCUCUAGAACUACUAUAUAUAUCACUCUCUGGGUCUAUCUGGUAUCCAUGAAACGGGAGGCCAUGACAGAGUCCAUAGAGAUCCCAGACUGCUACUACCCAAGAGAGCCCACCUUGGUGAGGCCAAGCAGCAGCACACCAAGGCACCGCCUCUACCUCUCCAACCUCGAUGAUCAGAAGUUUCUGAGGUUCUCGAUCAAGUACUUGUACUUGUAUAAGAGAUCAGUGGAGGUGGAGGUCUUGAAGGUGUCUCUGUCUAAGGUUUUGGUGGAGUACUACCCUUUUGCAGGGAGACUAAAGAUUAGUGAGCAGGAUGGGGAGAAGCUGGAGGUGGACUGCAAUGGUGAGGGGGCUCUCUUUGCUGAGGGGUAUGUGGAUCUCUCUGUGGCAGAAUUUCUAGAAGGUUCUCGAAGGCCCAACAAGUCUUGGAAGAAGCUCUUACACAGGGUGGAAUCUCAGAGCUUUGUCAGCGUUCCUCCACUUGUUGUUCAGGUGACUCAUCUAAGCUGUGGGGGGAUGAUACUGAGUACCUCCAUCAAUCACUGCCUCUGUGAUGGCAUUGGAUCGGCUCAAUUUCUUCACGCAUGGGCCCAAACCACGGCGAAACCCAAUGCCAAUCUCCCGGUCACCCCCUUCCACGGCCGCUACGCCCUGAAGCCCCGAACGCCACCAUGCAUCCCCUUCUUCCACCCUGAAUUCACCGGACCGCCCGCUGGCGAGCCGGCCAUGGACCUUCUCACCCAAUUCCUCCUAUCUCAGCCUCUAGUCCCCGUGGCCGUGACCUUCUCCGCUUCGCAGAUCCUGCACCUCAAGAAGCAGUGCAUCCCCUCCAUCAAGUGCACCUCCUUCGAAGUCCUGGCUUCUCACGUGUGGCGCGCCUGGAUCAAGUCUCUGGACCCCCCGCCCUCACUUCGUGUCAAGCUCCUCUUCUCCGUCAACGUGCGCAAGAGGCUGAAGCCCGAGCUCCCACGAGGCUACUAUGGCAAUGGUUUCGUGCUUGGGUGCGCGGAGACUUCGGUCGACCAGUUGGUGACAUCCAAUGCACACUACGGUGUGAAACUGGUGCAAGAAGCCAAGGGGAGCCUGGACGAUGAUUACAUUCGGUCCAUGAUCGAUCUGUUGGAGGAGAGGAGGGGAAAACCGGACCUCUCAUCGACCUUGGUCAUCUCGCCAUGGUCGAAGCUUGGAUUGGAGGACUUGGAUUUCGGGGUGGGGAGGCCUCUUCACAUGGGGCCUCUUGCUAGCGAGAUAUAUUGCCUGUUCCUACCUGUGAUCGGAGAUUUGAAUGCCUUCACCAUGCUGGUAUCGGUCCCUCAGAGCAUCGCCGAGCGGUUCGAACAGUAUUGCCUCAAGGGAAUUGGUGGAAGGGAGGAGAAGGAAGAUGGUGGGAAGGAGAUUAAUGGAGGGAGAGGCUAUUAGUGCUUCAUCUUGUGUUUUAUGUCCUUUCCCUCCCUCUAUAAUAUUUAAAAUUCAGUUAUUACCGCUAUAGGACCGAAAGAGGCGCAUCCGAAUUUAUCUGGCUUAUGAGUCAUCUCGGCAUAAAUACAAAACAUGAAAUCGACCAUACACUGGUCGCACCCAUUUGGACCUAUUUUAUUAAAGUAUCUAAAAGAGGUCUGUAAGGCUAUACAAAUUGAAUGUACAUCUCUUCUUCAUCCUUACCGUAUGUAAUUUAUCUUUUAUGGUUUUGCGGUUACCUUUUUAUCGUUAUAUAUAUAUUUUACGCUAA